AUGAGCAAGAUGAGCAAGAUCAGUGACAAACAUUCAACUUCUUCCGAGGGGUCGCCUUUUCCUGGGAAGGAAGCGGGAGAUCUCGAAGCGGGCCAUGCAGCGAACAGCUUCCUCGAGCCAUCCCUCGACGCCGAAGUUGAUACCGAUCCUAACCUCGUCACUUGGGAUGGGCCAAAGGACCCAGAAAAUCCCAAAACUGGCCUAAAGAACACCUGGACCGUCUCUCUCUUUGUCUUCAUCUCGCCCGUAUCGUCGUCAAUGAUUGCUCCCGCCAAGGACGAUCUCGCCAAGUCCUUGGGUAUGCACACGGAUAUUGAAAUAUACCUGUCCUUGAGUAUAUUUAUUCUCGCCUACGCCAUUGGUCCCGUCUUCUUCGGUCCGGCGUCGGAGCUCUACGGUCGGCAACGCGUGGUAUCUGGCCUGGAAUAUGGGAUGCGGUUUCGCCACGACCAAGGCUCAGCUUUUUGCUUUUCGUUUUCUAGCCGGCAUUGGUGGCAGCGCCCGCUAACUAUUGGGGCCGGAGCCAUCAGCGAUAUGUGGACGGCGGAAGAACGUGGCAAGGCCAUGGGUGUCUACACUCUCGGACCGCUUCUGGGACCCGUGAUCGGACCGAUUGCUGGCGGGUUUAUCGCGGAGUAUUCAACCUGGCGCUGGGUAUUCUGGGCCACCUCUGCCGCUGCCGUCGCAGUGCAGGCGGUUGGAUUCCUCUGGUUACGGGAGUGCCACCCAGACACGCUUCUACGGAAGCGACGAGACCGUCUUGCCAAGGAAACAGGAAACGAGAAUCUCCAUACCGCAGAGAGGGUUGAGACACUGGGUUACAAGCUUCUCCAUGCCUUUGAGCGGCCAGUGCGGAUGUUCACGACGCAGCCCAUCAUCUUCUGUAUGGCCAUCUACAUGGCAUACCUCUUCGGAAUCACGUAUCUGAUGCUUGCAACCUUCCCCGAGAUUUGGACCAAGGUCUAUCACGAGAGUUCCGGGAUCGGCGGUCUCAACUAUCUUUCAAUUGCCAUUGGAUCCUUCACCGGGCUAUUCUUCAACCUCAAACUUGUUGACCGCAUCUACAAAAGACUUAAAUCGCGAAACAACGAGGUCGGCAAGCCCGAGUUCCGCAUGCCGUCGUUGGCCGUCGGCUCGGUGAUCAGCACCGUUGGGCUCUUCUGGUAUGGCUGGAGUAUUGGGAGGACGCACUGGAUAAUGCCCAACAUUGGCGCGCUAAUCUUCACCAUGGGCACGAUUUCUUGCCUGCAGGGUAUGCAGAUGUACAUUGUCGACAGCUACCAAACUUACGCGGCCAGCGCCGUGGCUGCUUGUGCCGUGCUUCGCAGUUUGUGCGGCUUCGGAUUCCCGCUAUUUGCCCCGUACAUGUACAAUGCCCUGGGAUAUGGAUGGGGCACCAGUGUGCUGGCUUUCAUCACCAUGGCCAUAGGUUGGGGGGCGCCGUUUGCCUUCUGGCAUUUUGGUCCCCAGCUCCGUGCUAUUACCAGAUAUGCCGCGGGCUAA
Messenger RNA from Penicillium mononematosum, 1503 nucleotides. RefSeq names its product MFS transporter. The record is from RefSeq and is a predicted model, not a curated record. Lineage: Eukaryota; Fungi; Ascomycota; Eurotiomycetes; Eurotiales; Aspergillaceae. The coding region runs from base 1 to 1503 and encodes 500 amino acids. Gene Ontology annotation, molecular function: transmembrane transporter activity. Gene Ontology annotation, biological process: transmembrane transport. The transcript is spliced from 4 exons.